AUGGAAAUUCAUGAACAACUAGAGACUGGAUUGAAAAGAUUGCAUUUGGCUAAGAGUCGUAAGCCUGGAACUUACGUCCGUCUUACUCAGCAAUUCUUAAUUCAAGUUUGCGAUUUGGCUCUUCCUGUUUUUAAGAAUGAAAAGUUUAUUCUCAAAUUAUCAGCACCAAUACAUGUUGUUGGUGAUAUACACGGCCAAUUUUACGAUUUAUUGCGCAUGUUUGAUUUAAUCGGCUUACCAACAAAUGAAAAAUUUUUAUUUUUAGGUGAUUACGUUGACAGAGGAACUCAGUCGAUAGAAGUUGUAACGUUAUUGUUUUUAUACAAGAUAUUGUACCCAGAUAACAUUUUCUUGCUUCGCGGAAAUCAUGAAACAGCAGAAAUUAACGAAAAUCAAGGCUUUAAAGCAGAGUGUACCAGUAGGUAUUCUCAUCGAUUAUGGCUUGCUUUUAAUGAAGUCUUUAAAUAUUUGCCAAUAGGAGCAGUGAUUGGCGACAAGAUUUUUGCUGUUCACGGAGGUAUAUCGCCUGAAGUUACAGAUCUUUCAUUCUUUGAUUCAGUUGAAAGACCAAUUGCAUCACCAGUUGGAGCAAUUUUAGAUUAUAUGGUUUCUGAUCCAGAUCCAUACAAACUUAAAUGGGACAAAAAACCUCGUGGAGCAUCAUACGUUUAUGGUGCCCCACAAAUUCACGAAUUUUUAGAUGCAAAUAAUUUAGAAGUACUAGUUAGAGGUCACGAGAUGGUUGAAGACGGAUUUGAAUUCCCCUUCGAGCCUGAUCGUUGUACUGUUACAGUAUUCUCAGCCCCUUAUGGGCAAAGCAAUAAAGGCGCAGUAAUGAAUAUUGAUCAGAACUAUUGCUGUACUUUUACUGAAAUUCCACCACUAGAAAGACGCAUUGGAAGAGGAAGAAAUAGCAUUCUUGAUGAUAUUCUUGCUCCAAUGACAAGUCUUUCAAAAUCAUUGCCAAAGAAAACCUGGUAA
Trichomonas vaginalis G3 is the source of this 981-nucleotide messenger RNA. Its product is annotated as serine/threonine protein phosphatase family. Gene Ontology annotation, cellular component: cytoplasm; nucleus. Gene Ontology annotation, molecular function: protein serine/threonine phosphatase activity. The record is from RefSeq and is a predicted model, not a curated record. The transcript has a single exon. NCBI's taxonomy places the organism in Eukaryota, Parabasalia, Trichomonadida, Trichomonadidae. Bases 1 to 981 code for a protein of 326 amino acids.